CCAGUUCGCAAAAGGCAGAUUUACUGCGAGGCUUGCCUGUCUCUCAUGACUUUUUAAUGGCAAAAGUUCUUGGUUCUCAACAUGUUAUGUUGUCUGCAUAAAAUAGCCUCCAUUUUCUCCUAGUUUAGACUACAAWAACGAAGCUGUUUCAAGCAAUUGUGGUAGGGUAUGACUGAUGCAAGCGUGAAUAACGAURCCAAGUGGACUCUCAACAAACAACUAUAUUUCUACAACGUAAUGGAUUGUCAAUAAUAUAACUCAAGGGAUCGAUUCGGAGGUAAUUAAGUCAAAAUGAAGAACAUAGCAACUGUAUUAUGCUGUUUACUAGCAUCAAUAGCGUUUGUAGACUGUAGCAAUGUGGAACUCGGAUAUACAGAAAGAAUGCAAAAAGCCAAGAAUUUAUCUCGAGUUAUCAAUUACAUUAUAAAAGACAGUGGUUAUGAUAUCAUGGCACGCCCAAAUGAUGGAGGUGAGCCAGUUGAUGUCACAGUAGAAUUAAAGAUAGUUUCUUUUGGUGAGUUCCUGGAAGCAAGAAUGGAAUAUUCGAUGGAUAUCUAUUUUCGUCAAUGGUGGGUGGAUCCACGGUUCAAACAUAACGUCGAUAGAACAUUCAACAUUGCUGGCGAUGCCACUAAACUAUUUUGGACUCCUGAUACAUACUUUGUCAAUGCCAAGUUAUCUGUUUACCAUUUUAUUACGAGGGAGAACAUGAGGAUUAUGAUUUGGCCGGACGGGAGGAUAUAUUUUAGCACAAGGAUUACACUAACUGUUCAAUGCAGCAUGGAUUUUAGACUUUAUCCAAUGGACACACAACGUUGCCCUCUAGUUAUUGAAAGUUAUGCCCAUACAGUGGAAGACAUUCGGUACGAGUGGAAAAGUGGUAAAAAGGGAGAUGGAAUAGAAGUCGUAUCAGAAAGAAUCGCACAGUUUGAACUUCUGGAAGUAAAAAAGGAUUCUGGAGCUCAAUCAAAUAGUAAAGGAUCGUUCUCGAGUGUCAAAGCUUGGUUUUCGUUCAAGCGUCGGACAACAUAUUUCUUCUAUCAAAGCUUUAUGCCUACAAUAUUUCUGGUUAUCAUAUCAUGGUGUCAAUUUUGGAUUUCAGCCGAAGCUGUUCCUGCGCGGGUCAGCCUGUCUGUAACCACUGUAUUGGCUAUACUAUUCUUGUCUUCAACAAUUAAUGAAAAUAUGCCGAAAGUAAGCUACAUGAAGGCAAUUGACUAUUUUCUAUCGGUGUCUUUUCUAUUUAUCUUUUGCACACUUCUGGAAUAUGUUAUUGUGYURAAUACGGAGCCUUCAAAUCGACGAAAAGAAAAGAARGAUACUGAUGAYGGGCAUAUGAACGGCCAUGCUUUUAGGGAAAGAAGGGGAGAUCAAGAUCUUGAGAACAUGAAUGUAGUCAUAACAAUCAUGGAUCGUAACGGUACCAACUGCACUGAGAGACACAAACAUGGCAAGCACUUUGUUGCAGAGGGAGACACUAGAACUUUAUACAAUAGCGAUGGCAGCUACCACCGUGUCGAUAAAUGGUCACGUGUUUGCUUUCCUCUGACCUACGCGCUCUUUUUAAUAGGUUAUUGGCUGUAUUACUCAUAUGUGUACAACGCCCUAUGAGGAGAUUCAUCGAUCGAUAUUUGAUUAGUAAUAAUUUUAUUUAUCAGAUUGACGAAAAGAUCUAAACAACAUGGCAUCGGUGAAUCGAUAUUUGAUUAAUCAUUUCAGGAUUAUAAUUAUUAUCGACCAAUAUAUCAUAAUCAUUAAUGAUUUAAUAAUGAACUAUCAUGUAUGUCAAGGGAAGUAAUGUUCUCAUCAUGCAAUGAAAUGCUGGCAUCUUCUUUGUUCAAGAGUAGUUAGUAGAUCUCAUGUAAACAACAUGUAUCAUAGUUAGUAGAGAGGAAUUUCCCCUCUACUAACUAUGCAUGUAUCGAGAAGUGUCAAAAUUUCAUUAAAAGGGAUUUACUAUAUAGGAAAGGAAAUGAUUAAAGCUUAAAAA
Exaiptasia diaphana is the source of this 1990-nucleotide messenger RNA. RefSeq names its product gamma-aminobutyric acid receptor subunit beta-3. Gene Ontology annotation, biological process: nervous system process; signal transduction; regulation of membrane potential. NCBI's taxonomy places the organism in Eukaryota, Metazoa, Cnidaria, Anthozoa, Actiniaria, Aiptasiidae. The transcript has 10 exons. Gene Ontology annotation, molecular function: neurotransmitter receptor activity; GABA-A receptor activity; chloride channel activity. The coding region runs from base 292 to 1611 and encodes 439 amino acids. The record is from RefSeq and is a predicted model, not a curated record. Gene Ontology annotation, cellular component: synapse; membrane; neuron projection.